UCAAGUUGAAAAUCAAAGACUAAUAAAUCUCAUUUUUAUGUAGUUAAAAGUCUGCAUGUGCACAGAUGUGUGUAUGGUAAUUAGCUAUUUGUUGUGUUUGGCUGGUGAUUUUUUCUAUUUCUUUUUCCUUUUUUUUUUUGGGUAUGAUCAGGUGGUUUUGGAGCUACAAGAUGAUGGAAACCUGACAACAUCAGAUGAUCCUCCUGUUGUAUUUGGGUCCUUAGAUGGGGACUUCAUACAAAAGUCUGGGCUCUGUUCAGGAAACCUUCUACGAUUUGCUGUUAGUGAUGGUGGAUUGAGUUUUGUGGAUGGAAAGCUUGAAAGGGCUGAUCUACACUACCUGGGCAAGGUGAAUCGAGCACGUGCUUUCGCAGAUAGUUAUUCCAAGGUCAUGUUCCAGCAUUCAGUUAGGCAUUCUCCUCUGAGCAUUGAUGAUCUGUUAGCAUCCAUUACCUCGACAAAUGAUCAAGAAAAGGAAGCCUGUGAUGUGGAGAUGGCCGGUUGACCAUGACUCUUGGUGAUUGCGACGGAGAUUUCAUGGGUGUGUAUACCUACAUUAUAAUGGUACCAGGACAACACAGCAGCAAACCCCAUUAGCCUCCUCUAUAUCAAAGGUGUUUGAUACUCUCUAUGCUGCCUGCAUAGCUGUGAUGCUGCUGGAAAUGGCAUUGGAGAUGGGAGUUGGGAGACUGCAGCUUGUCCUCAGGCAAGGUAAAUCGACUAAUGGCCAUCACUGUUCAUUAAUUUGGCUGAGCAGUUUCUUCAUUAGUAUUUGAACGUGGCUUGGCAAGUAAUCAUUCUAUUAGGCCUUGGAUUAUGAAUGUAUGCCCAUGUUGGGCUAUUUAUAUCUCGGUUUUGUGGAAGAUUUAUACAACCCCUGAUACUAUAUUUAGUUUUGUAACAAUUUUCUAAAAACCCCAUAUUUUUAUAUGGUGGAUUUAUCUUGUAAAUGCAUGGAACAAUUUUCUUA
Vitis vinifera (wine grape) is the source of this 970-nucleotide messenger RNA. RefSeq lists its product as uncharacterized. Gene Ontology annotation, cellular component: cytoplasm; nucleus. Gene Ontology annotation, biological process: snRNA import into nucleus. The coding region runs from base 56 to 505 and encodes 149 amino acids. The transcript has 4 exons. The record is from RefSeq and is a predicted model, not a curated record. Lineage: Eukaryota; Viridiplantae; Streptophyta; Magnoliopsida; Vitales; Vitaceae.